Gigantopelta aegis is the source of this 1775-nucleotide messenger RNA. RefSeq names its product ribonuclease H2 subunit B-like. The record is from RefSeq and is a predicted model, not a curated record. Bases 100 to 1029 code for a protein of 309 amino acids. Lineage: Eukaryota; Metazoa; Mollusca; Gastropoda; Neomphalida; Peltospiridae. Gene Ontology annotation, cellular component: nucleoplasm; ribonuclease H2 complex. The transcript has 11 exons. Gene Ontology annotation, biological process: ribonucleotide metabolic process; RNA catabolic process.
AGAAUGUUUGCCAGGACGUUACGCCAGUAAUGGCCGUAACAACAGAGGAUUAAGAAUUGCCGCCAAGCCAAAUUGCUUUCGUUUUGUAAACAUAAUAAUAUGCAGUCACGUCGCUCGUCAAAACAAAACGGUUGUUCUCCGAAGUCUUCACUCUCAUCACCUUCUCAAUGGGUAUUUUUGGUAGAUGAAUCUGUGACGGAAGAAGACCAAAACGAUGACAUCAAACCGGUGGUGUGCCCCUUAAGACAUCCCAAAACAGAUGAAAGAGCAUUGUUCAUGUUUGCCAAAGGAAAUAAGGUGUAUGAACUGAUCAAGUUUAAAGAGGAAUUUCGGUCCUGGGCCGUGGAUGACCAAAUUAUACAAGAUGGUGGAAUGAUCAUUACAACUCCUGUUGAUUCGUUAUUUCUUGUUCUUCCGUACUUUGUGAAAGCAGCACAGACAGCCAAGUUUAUGACAUUAGACCAGAUUGUGGUAGAUGCUGAUUACCCAGAAUGCAUCAGGCUUCAUUCUUGUUCUGGAUUGGACGAACUGCACCAGAUUACAGAUGUCAAAGGUCACGAUGACAUCCAGGCAUACAGAUACAGCAAGGACAAGACGUUGUCAUGGUUACGGCUGAAGGUGGAAGCCCUGACUGAUGCUAUCAUAGAAAAUAAGAUGAACUUGACCAGUGCAACGAGCUCAAUAUUUAUUAAAAGUAACAAAUCAGAGUCCAUCAGUCGAGAUGAGUAUGUGAGAUAUUCUUGGGGCAUCGUGUCUGAAUAUCUCAGCUCUGACAUAUCAGAAAGUCUUCGUGAACAUUUAGGAAUUUCGGCAGCUGUACCGGAACCGGACACGAAAUCUGUUGAAGAACCUCCGGCUAAGAGAAUGAAGGUCGAAAUUGCUCCCACUGAAGAUUACAGCCAAUCAGGAAUGGCAAAGAAAUCGUCAAAGGAUGCGAAGAUGACCCAAGCACAGAAGAAAUUGAAAAAGGUCGAUAAAUCAGGGAUGAAAUCUCUCUCAAGUUUCUUUUCGCCUAAAGCCAAAACUUGAAAUAUGUAGUAUUUCUUGUACGGGCAUUUCCAGAUGAAAAUAAGUGGGGAUUGGGGUAGAGACAUCUAAAUUAGAUGUUAUUUUUGAUGGAUCUUUUGUUUUCUUAUGUAACUCAUAGGCCUGCUAAUUAAAAAAUUAAUUGGUAGUGUAGUUAUGAUGUAACAUUGACUUCCUAACCCCAUUUUACUACAGAACCCCACUCAACGAUUUUUGGAAAAGGCCAAAUUAAAUGUAUAGAAAUGUGCGCUUCCAUAAAGACUGUACUAAGACAUAAAUAACAUGUAUGAACACUUAAGAAGUAAAUCUGAUGCGAUGUUUGAUUAGUGAUCCAAUUUAAAGUGAUGGUGAAAUUUAUUGUGGUGCAAAUUGUAAACUAACAACCAAUAUAAAAGAAAACUGUUUGAUGCAAGAUGUAUCGGACUAGCAUCAGUAUAAGUCUAGUGGAAAACAACAAACUAAUUUGGUAAUUGCCAAAAUGUACUCUUUUUAUUUUGCUACAUGGUUAUUUAAUCAAGAGAGAUAAUUCUGUCUUUCAUUUUUGUUAUUUUAGAGUUAAUGGCCUUGUCAUCUUUACUGUUAUGUUUUGAUACGGGUCUUUUUCAUACAUUCACAAAUACAUUUCAAUGAAAUAUGAUUCCCACAUUGCCUUAAAUAUACACAGGGUCAAAUACGUAAUGUACCCUAAUUGCCAAAAAACGACAUUUUGCAGGUUGUAUUUUCCAGUGAAAUAAAAAUAUUACAUUCUU